AUGGAUUUGGUCAAGAAGAGAACAAGAAACUAUGUUGAUACAGAAUGUGCAAAGACGAUAAUGAUAACACAGGAUGACGAUCGUUAUGAACAUUGCAAACAUGGUGAACGUGAUGAUGAUUGA
Molecule: messenger RNA, 123 nt
Organism: Cavenderia fasciculata
Lineage: Eukaryota; Evosea; Eumycetozoa; Acytosteliales; Cavenderiaceae
Exons: 1
Coding region: 1-123 (40 amino acids)
Source: RefSeq, a predicted model, not a curated record